This is a messenger RNA of Cokeromyces recurvatus, 5166 nucleotides long. RefSeq lists its product as uncharacterized. Gene Ontology annotation, cellular component: fungal-type vacuole membrane. The record is from RefSeq and is a predicted model, not a curated record. Lineage: Eukaryota; Fungi; Mucoromycota; Mucoromycetes; Mucorales; Mucoraceae. The coding region runs from base 116 to 5137 and encodes 1673 amino acids. The transcript is spliced from 4 exons.
UUUUUCUUUUAUAUCAUCUAAUAUAUAACUUAUUAAUUUUACAUUCCUUUUAUUUAAUAUUCUCCAUUCUUUAAUAACACAUUUAAUAUAUUUACUCAAUUUUUUAUAAAUAGUAAUGACUGGUAGCAUACAUCAAACGUAUGACCAUCAGGUAGUUACUACUGAUGGUGGUGAAUACUAUCACAAUACACUUAGUAAUGAACAUAACGGUCUUCGGACUGAUGAAUUUUUGGAAGAAUAUACUGAAAAAGCUCCUCCUCCUCAAAAACGCAAAUUUUACAAAAAGAAGAAAUACUGGAUUAUUUGUUCUAUUAUCUCAGUAAUCAUAAUUGUUGUUCUUGUUAUCCUUAUCCUCUUUGUUAUUUUCCCUAAGAUUGCACAAUCAUUGAUGAAUAAAUCCAAGAUUGAUGUUACUGCUGCUGGAAUAUCAUUUAAUAAACCUGAUUCUUUAGCCAAUUCUGUUUAUUCUAAACGUAAUGGGGAUGAUAUGAAUUCAACUUUUUACAUGAGUAUGGAAAGCGAUCUUUCUCAUACAGGUCCAUUCCAUGCAAAGCUCAAGUUCCAUAACCCUGUCGAAAUUUAUUAUAACGAAACUCAUCUUGGUGAUAUCUUCAUUUUUAAUGGAACAAGUAUCGCUGGAGGCAAAGGAAAAUUAAAUGCAGUGACUCCUUUUCUGAUCAGAAACCAGGCCGCGUUUGCUUCUUUUUCAAAGACAAUGUUGGCUGUUGAACAAUUUAAAUGGACUCUUAAAGGAAAACUUGAUAUUACUGCCCUUUCCAGAACUGCAACAGUUAACCUUAACAAAGAAAUCACCCUAAAUGGUAUGAAUGGAUUCCCAAAUGUAAAAAUCACUUCAUUUCAACUUCCUGGUGAUGAUCCCAAUGGUGGUAUUCUUGUUGAAUUAGGUACUAUCUUAGAAAGUCCCUCCCCCAUUGGCGUUCAGCUAGGUACAAUUUCAAUGGCUAUUGGUUAUGAUGGUGUCCCACUAGGUACUGUCGUUGGCACCAAUGUUAAUCUUGCUAAGGGUGAAAACCAAAUUCUUCUUAAAGGCACACUUCAACCACAUAAUGAUACAGUUUCUUUGGCAAAGAUUGGUACUCUAUUCUCCAAUUAUGUUGCUGGAAAGCUCUCUAAUACUACUGCCGUUGGGUUAAGCUCUGCUCCAGACGGAGUAAAUCCUGUUGGUUGGCUUUCUGAGGCUUUCAAGUCAGUGAGUCUAAAUGUUGGGUUAACUGCUGGUUCUCCAUUAAAUAUUAUCAAUUCAGUCAGUAUGGGUUAUCUUGACUUGAAGUUUGAUGCUGCAUCCCCUUAUUCUCCUGUCAUCAAUGCCCCCGCUGUCACGGCUGGCUAUAAGUUACCCUUUGGCUUCUCUUUAAAUAUUACAGAAGUUUCUCAAAAUAUUACACUUGCUAUUAAUACAACAGGUGCCAAUACUGAAAACUUUGCUAUUAUGCAAACUCCUUUUGUUCCUGCUGUUACUAAUCCUGAAAGUGGUACUAUUGUAUUUGGUUUAGCUAACACUGCAUUGGCUGGUAUCUCUGGCAAAGAAAGUUUCUACAAUCAAUACACCUACUCUCUAACUGCUUCUAAUAAUUACACCUUUAUGAUCGCUGGUAAUGCUUCUACCAAGACGAAUACCCCAAUUGGUCCCAUUGUUUUAACAGGGAUCAACUUUGUUGUACCUACUUCACUCAAGGGUCUUCAGUUCUUAAACAGCUCUGCAACUGUCAUUAACUCUCUUGAUGUUACUGGUGGUACUACAACUGGUUUGAAUCUUGGAAUCAAUGUCACUAUGGCUAAUCCCUCUGACUUUGGUAUCAAUACAGGUGAUGUCAGUUUCAACAUGGGCGCUAGUGACGUUACUCUUGGUCUAGUUACUUUAAAUAAUCUUACUUUAAAUCGUGGUGAGAAUACAGUAGCUGCUAUUGCAUCUUUCGAUCCAAAGUCAUCUGAUGUUGGACAAAACCUGUUAAGCACAUUUAUUAUGGGCGCUGAUAAUGCUGUUGAUAUUACUGGACAUCCUAACUCGACCAGCAUUACGUCACUUGCUCAAGCCUUAAGCGUCGUCUCUCUCUCAUCUACCCUUCCUGGUCUUAAAACUGCCUUAAUCCAAGGAGCCUCUAUGUCUGUUCUACCUGAUACUCUUACAACAAGUAUGGUUGGUAUUCAAGUUACGAUUGCUAACCCUUUUACAGCUGGAUUAAGUAUCUCCAAGGUUAUCUCUGCUGCUACCUUUUUAGGUAUGCCUGUUGGUAAUAUUGAUCAAGAUAUCAGUAGUAACCCUUUUAUUAUUCCUGGUAAAUCAGCUGCUAAAUCUCAGACAUUGCUUAUGAGCAUGAACCUUGAACCUGCUGCUGUCGCUCUACUGCUACGUACGCUUGCCGUUCAAGCUAAUAUGGAUACAGCCGUUCUUGACGCUUUGCUUAAUAUGGGUGGGUUUUCCAUUGAAGGCCGAGAGAGUAUUACGCCUGAUUCUAGUGUCUUUAGUAACUUUAACAUUUCAGACUAUGUUCUCAAUGCAAUGAAGGCCCUAAAGGUUGAUCUCUCUCUUUCUUCCACUACUGCUAUUGGUGAAUAUGUAAAUGAUCUUGCUUUCUCUCAAGCAGAUGUAGCUGUUGCUGUUGAUAACUCUGUUACUGCUCUUAUCCCUAUUGUCGGACACCCCAUCGUUCAACAGAUUGUAGAUGGUUCUGUUCUUGGCUUUAGUGCAAUUGUUAUGUCUUCUGUUACUGAGGAUUCAUUUAAAGUUCAAAUGAAGGGUAGUGUUGCUAAUACUGGUCCAAUGGAUGCUGUUAUCAAGUUCCCAUCACCACUAACUAUUGCUUGGAAGGGUAAAAAACUUGGUACGACAACAAUGGCAGACAUCCAAGCAAAGGCAGAUGUAGGUGCUACCUUUGAUACUCAAGGAACAUUUACUGUAACCGAUAAGAACGCAAUGGCUGAGUUCGCCGCUUAUAUGAUUAAUAAUGACAGCUUUGAAUGGGAAAUUACAUCAGCUGAUGUUGCUGUUGAAGCACUUGGUUUUACUUUUACAGGCAUCACGCUUCACAAAUAUGUUACCUUAGCAGGUGCUAAUGGCUUUAAGGAUGCUGUUACUAUUUCAUCUUUCACUUUACCUUCUGAUGCGCCCAACAAUGGUGGUAUCAUACUUGUAGCUAACACAGUCAUCAAGAAUCCAAGUCAGGUCGGUUUCAAUCUUGGAGGUGCCGGUUUUGAAACUUACUUUGGCAAUAUCCUUUUGGGUCCUUUAGCUUCAGAUGGUGCUGCCAACUUUGCUCCACAGGCUUCAUCCUCUAUGGUCAUGAAGGGCCUUCUGAUUCCUCAAGAAAACGCUGAAGGUAUUAAGGCUAUUACAACCGUUUUCGGUCAUUAUCUUGCAGGACAACCAUCAACUUUAACCGUUAAGGGUGCCUCUGGUUCUGGCGAUAAUGGUGAAGUCAGUUGGCUUACAUCUGCUUUCAAGACAAUCAAGAUUGAAAAUGUUAUCCUACCUGGCCCUGAGACUAUUCCUGAAUUGAUCCCCUCAGUUGAAAUGAAGGAUAUGACAUUAGACUUUACCAAGGAUGUUUGGAAUCCACCUAUUAGUUCUAGUCGUGUUGAAGCACAAUUAAAGAACCCAUUUGGCUUCUCUUUAGGUGUCUCUCAACUUGAUAUGAAGGUAAAGGCUACUUAUCAUGGUGGUUUAGUUGCUACAUUGGAUGUUCCUGCUUCCCCUGCUACAACUGAUGCUUCUGGACUUAUUACUACUUCGUUCAAUAAUAUUCCUUUCAAGGUGGCUGAUCGCGAAUUAUUUACAGGAUUCAAUAGUCUUUUGACACUCACUCCUGAAGUUGUCUUCGGCUUGAAUGGUACAUCAAACGCUAUUGCUAAAACUGCUGUUGGUACACUUUCUCUUCCUGGCGUUACAUUUGACGUUGACACACAUUUAGCUGGUUUUAACAGCUUUGGUGGUGUUGCUACUAUUACUGAUAUCAAAGUUACAGGCGCUGCUUCACACUAUAUCAAGAUUAGUUUAACUACACAAUUUAACAACCCAUCUAAUAUCACAAUUUCUAUUGGUGACAUCAAUUUUAAUGUUCAAAUGCCUCAAUUUGGUAAUACUAAUGUUGGUAAGGCUUAUUUGAAUAAUGUUGUUAUCGUUCCCGGCGUCAAUACUUUCAGUACCGAAAUGCAUCUUGGUGAGGGUGCUACCAAUCUUGAAGCCAUGGGUACUAUGUUAACCUCAUACUUGACUGGUGCCGCAGUUCCCUUGACAAUUGCUGGUGCUCCUUCUUCAUCGACUAUCCCUCCUGUCCAACAAGCUCUCUCUCAACUUAAACUCUCAACAACUAUGAAUGGUAUCAAAGAUGGUCUUAUUAAACAUAUUAGCGUCUAUAGUGAUAUCCUUUCAAUCUAUGGUGGUGAAGCACAAGCUGACGUAACGCUUUACAAUCCUCUUGAAGUUCCCUUUACAGUCGUUCAUAUUAAAGCUGACUGCCACAAGGUCAUUAAGUGUACAGUAGCUGGUAAUGUUGGAGAAAAUCGUCUCGUUGGUUCUAUUGAUUAUGAGUUAGCAUCACCCUUGACCAUUCCUCCUAAAUCUACAGCGACCGCUGGUCCAUGGCCGGUAAAGAUUGAUAAUGGUGCUGAUAUACCUGGCUUAUUGGCUACGUUUGCUGACAUGGAUCUUACCUAUAAUGUCACUCAAAAUGCAUCUGUGAUUAUUGAUGGAGCCUUUAGCGUUUCUAACAUGUACUACUACCAACAAAACACGCCAUAUACUUUAACAAUUCCACUUUUGACCGAUGAAAUGACGCAGGAGGAAUUCCUUGCAGUCUGCUAUAGCCCACCUGCAAGCGUCACUGCUGCAAUGAUCCUGAAUAAUGAUACUACAAAUUCUACUAAUACAACAACAACAACAACAACAGCGACAGCGACAGCGACAACAACAACAACAACAUUAACUCCAAUUAAUGUAUCAACAACAACAUCUUUAGCUGAGCCUGCUACUCAAACGGAGGUAACUAUUACUACCACUACUGAAGCAGCAGCAAUAACAACAACAACUGAAGCAGCAGAAGCAACAACAACUACUGAAGUAUUAGAGACAGAGAUAACUAAUGCAGAAAAUAUUGCAGCUACUACAGCAGUAGCUUAAUGGUUUUAUUUUAUUUUUUAUUUUUUUCG